Molecule: messenger RNA, 345 nt
Organism: Emiliania huxleyi CCMP1516
Lineage: Eukaryota; Haptophyta; Isochrysidales; Noelaerhabdaceae
Exons: 5
Coding region: 1-345 (114 amino acids)
Source: RefSeq, a predicted model, not a curated record
AUGUUGGGCACGCUCAUCUCGAUCGUCAAGACGUUGCUACGCGCGGUCUUCCGCGGGGGGAGCUGCGUCGACGGGUGCGGGACCGCGGCGCAGCCAGUGCCGCGGCGAGGCCUCCGGCUGUUUGCGGCGGGCGGGUUGCUGCUCGCUGCGAUGGCGAAAAACUCACCCUGCGCCGGCAACUCCAAAAAGUCGAAGGAGAUGAACGCCGCAGCCGCCCGUGCAGCAACCAACGCAUUUGACCUCGAGCUGAACGACGCGGCUCUGGCGGCUGCGGGCCUGGACGAGCAGUACGCGGGCCGGUACGGCUAUGACGAUAUGAGGGCGGGCGUGGGCCCGGCCGACUGA